AGGAGUUAGUUUCCGGUUUUCGAGCGUCAAAUUCCAUUUUAUCGCUCUAAAAUAUUUGGAUCUAUAUUUAUUGCAAUUAGUCCAAUUUUUAAGCGAUCAUGACCGAGAGAAAAACCUUCGGCAAAAAACCGCAGCCAUUUCGGCUAGAAGAGGGAGGAGAGAUGUAUUAUAUAGGAGCAGAAGUUGGAAAUUACUUGCGGAUGUUUAGAGGUUCUUUGUACAAACGAUUCCCUUCUCUAUGGCGCCGCACUGUAACCCCAGAAGAGAGAAAAGUUAUCGGUCAACAAUUAGGCUUAGAGGCGAAUAUGAUGGCCACAAAUAUGUCAUUACUACGGGCUUCUGAGGUUGAUGAAGUAUUUGCUGGAAAUGAAGAAAAAUAUCGCUCCUCUGGUGGGCACUCCGAUUCAGCUCCGAGAAUAGAGAAAACUAAAAAAGUUAAUACUUGGAUGACAAAUAUGCCUAGUAAUUCUCAUCAUCUUGAUGCUGUGCCUUGCUCAACACCAAUAAACAGAAACAGAAUGGGAAAAGUUAAGACCAGGACAUUUCCCAUGUGUUAUGAUGAUCUGGAUCCACAAACCGUUCAUGCUAAUGCAAUGCAAGAUGAGGUUCUAGUUCCUAUUCGAUUGGAUAUGGAAUUUGAAGGUCAAAAACUUCGAGAUUGCUUUACAUGGAAUAAGAACGAAAACCUUAUAACACCAGAACAAUUCGCUGAAAUAAUAUGCGAUGACCUGGAUUUAAAUCCUCUAUCAUUUGUCGGCCCAAUAGCACAGAGCAUUCGACAACAAAUUGAUGCUUUCCCCUGUUCAACUGAUAAUCUCCUCAACCAACAAACAGACCAACGCGUUCUUUUGAAGUUAAAUCUAAACGUGGGCAAUAUUUCCCUUCUAGAUCAGUUUGAAUGGGACUUAUCUGAACCUGAUAACAGUCCAGAACAGUUCGCAACUAAGCUUUGUGCGGAACUAGGCUUGGGAGGUGAAUUUGUAAGUUCAAUAGCUUACAGUAUCCAUGGUCAACUAGCCUACUUACGGAGGACGUAUGCAUUCAGCGAGAGCCAGUUACCACAAAUAGAAGUGGCAAUCAGAGAUGAAAAAGAUGCUGAGCAGUGGUGCCCAUUUAUUGAGACAUUAACUGAUGCUGAAAUGGAAAAGAAAAUAAGAGAUCAAGACCGGAAUACCCGAAGAAUGAGAAGAUUGGCAAACGCAACUACGCCAGCGUGGUAA
Molecule: messenger RNA, 1220 nt
Organism: Dimorphilus gyrociliatus
Lineage: Eukaryota; Metazoa; Annelida; Polychaeta; Dinophilidae
Source: the annotation of a GenBank genome assembly